Messenger RNA from Aspergillus steynii IBT 23096, 1014 nucleotides. Its product is annotated as putative cinnamoyl-CoA reductase. The transcript has 5 exons. Gene Ontology annotation, molecular function: oxidoreductase activity, acting on the CH-OH group of donors, NAD or NADP as acceptor. The record is from RefSeq and is a predicted model, not a curated record. Bases 1 to 1014 code for a protein of 337 amino acids. NCBI's taxonomy places the organism in Eukaryota, Fungi, Ascomycota, Eurotiomycetes, Eurotiales, Aspergillaceae.
AUGCCACACGGAAACCACGCUUUGCCUGUUGGAUCGCGCGUCCUGGUCACCGGCGCGAAUGGAUACAUAGCGACGCAGGUGGUCGAGCAGUUGCUGCUACUGGGAUAUGUUGUGCGGGGGACAGUGCGGGCCUCAAAGCCGUGGCUGGAUGAGUACUUCCACGCGAAAUAUGGCGCGGAUGCGUUUGAACCGGUCAUUGUGUCGUCCUUUUCGAAUCGAGAUGAAAUCGACCGUGCGCUGGAUGGGGUGGAUGGGAUUGUGCACGCGGCCUCUGAUGUCUCGCUGAACACUGACCCUGCGCAAGUCAUCCCGUGGGUCGUGCGAGCUACGUUGGACGUAUUGGAGCUCGCUGCCCAGAGACCAGCUAUUAAACGGGUGGUGCUCGUAUCAUCGUCCACUGCAUUGUAUAGCAUACAUCCGCUCACGUAUGCCAAAGACACAUGGAACGACCGAUCUGUGCGAUUGGCAUGGGACCCUGAAUCUUCGGGCGACACAAAGAACGCCGAGAUCUAUUCAGCCUCUAAGACGGAGGGUGAGCGACAGUCAUAUAAAUGGAUGGAGGAACAUAAGCCCCAGUUCGUUCUGAACAGUGUGCUUCCUGCUUAUACUUUCGGCAAAGUCCUCUCCCCGGAGAUGUUCGGGUCCACGAUGGGCUAUACACGCGGGGCCUUGAAGGGUGACAGUCGUUUUAUAUCAGCUUUUCCUCAACAUUGGUUUGUCGAUGUGGAAGAUAUUGCGCGUUUGUGCGUCGUGGGGCUGCUUGAUCCCAGCGUUCAAGCGGAGCGAAUUUUUGGAUUUGCAGAGAAUCUGAGCGGACGUGAUAUCAUUUCCAUUCUGCAGAAACUGCGCCCGAAUAAUCCUCAUAUCACUCUCCCCGCUGAGAAUGUGAUACGAGACCGAACCGAGGUUCUGCCUCGGAAGCGGGCUGAAGACUUGCUGCGGAGAUUUUACGGUCAGACGGGCUGGACGUCUAUCCGGGAUAGCUUGGAGAAAGGCAUUGAGGGGUGGGAGUAG